CUGACUGGUUUUCACUCUUUAGCCUUCACCAUACAGCGCACACGGCACAAACUCUCCGGAAUCAGCCGGCAUUGCUCUUGAAAAGAAAUUCUUGCCAAUAUUCUCAAUUUAUAUUCCCAACUUAUUUUCUUAUUUUCCCUAAAAAAAAUUCCCUAAAAAUCACUACGAAUUUUCAAACGUAAAAAAAAAGUUCAUCAAAAUUAUGCGAUUGUGCAAAAAAGUGUAUGUGAGUUUUAAGAGACCACCGGAUCCGUGACAAAUAACGAUAAAGAGGACGUGAAUUUCUGAUUACAAAACGAAGAAAUUAAUUAAUUAAUGAAUAUCUCAAGGAGAGAGAGAAAAAAUGCCGAUUGGCUUGACAACUUUGGCCGGAACCGCAUCGCUUUUAGGGUGGGGUUUAAUUCCACUAUUUGCGAUUGGCUUCACUGUUUUUCGAUACCAAAAUGCCGAUCCAGAAACUCAUCCAAUCAAUGCUCAAGAGCUAUUGCCAAUGUAUGACUUCAUAGUCGUCGGGGGUGGAAGUGCCGGGGCAGUGGUAGCGUCAAGAUUAUCAGAAAUUACAAAUUGGAAUAUUCUGCUAUUGGAAGCUGGCAGUGAUGAAAAUGAAAUAUCAGACGUGCCAGCAUUGGCUGGUUACACACAAUUAUCUGACUUUGAUUGGAAAUAUAAAACAUCAUUUCCAACAACUUCGGCUUAUUGCCUCGCCAUGGUCGGAGAUCGAUGCAAUUGGCCACGAGGAAGAGUUCUAGGUGGAAGUAGCGUCUUAAACGCUAUGAUCUACGUACGAGGAAAUAGGCUCGACUACGACAACUGGGCUCGACUCGGCAACACUGGAUGGAGUUACGACGAUGUGUUACCCUACUUCCUAAAAUCGGAGGACAAUAGAAAUCCUUAUCUCGCACGAACACCAUAUCACAGCACCGGUGGUUACCUAACCGUUCAAGAAGCACCAUGGAGAUCGCCACUGUCCAUAGCCUUUCUUCAAGCCGGCGCCGAACUGGGUUACGAGAAUCGCGACAUCAAUGGCGCCAAUCAAACAGGCUUCAUGUUGGCUCAAGCCACAAUGCGACGUGGCAGCAGAUGUUCCACGGCAAAAGCCUUUCUACGUCCCGUGCGAAACCGUAAAAAUCUUCACAUAGCCAUGAACUCCCAAGCUUUGAAGUUCGUCUUCAAUGAAGAUAAGCGAGCAACUGGUGUCGAAUUUCUCCGCAAUGGUGUUCGACAAACGAUAAAAGUCCGUCGUGAAGUUGUCCUAUCGGCAGGGGCGAUUAAUUCACCGCAAUUGCUGAUGCUGUCGGGUAUUGGUCCCAAGGAGCAUUUAGCACAAUUUGGAAUACCGGUUUUAUCCGAUCUUCGUGUUGGGGACAAUCUUCAGGAUCAUGUGGGUCUCGGUGGUUUGACAUUUUUGGUGAAUGAACCAAUAACGGUCACGAAGCAACGUUUUCAAAAUUUUCCGGUCAUGAUGGAGUAUAUUUUGAACGAGAGAGGACCGAUGACCACGCCAGGUGUGGAGGGUUUGGCGUUCGUCAAUUCCCGAUAUGCCGACAAGUCCGGCGACUAUCCGGACAUACAGUUUCACUUUGCGCCGAGUUCGGUGAAUUCUGACGGUGGCGAUCAGAUCCGUAAAAUUCUGGGUCUCAGGGACAGUGUCUACAAUACCAUGUACAAACCUCUGGUCAAUGCCGAAACGUGGACAAUUCUCCCACUGUUACUACGACCGAAAAGUUCCGGUUGGGUUAGGCUCAGAAGCAAAAAUCCACUAGUCUAUCCCGACAUCAAUCCUAAUUACUUCACUCACAGGCAGGACAUGGACAUCUUAGUGGAAGGAAUCCGAAUAGCAAUGGCCGUAUCAAACAGUUCGGCUUUUCAGAGAUUUGGCUCAAGACCCCUACGAACAAAAAUGCCCGGUUGCCAAAAGUUCCCAUUCGACACCUACGAAUACUGGGAAUGCGCCAUCAGACACUUCACUUUUACGAUCUAUCAUCCGACGGGAACUUGUAAAAUGGGUCCGAAGGAUGAUCCAACAGCGGUUGUUGAUCCUCGAUUACGGGUCUAUGGCGUGAAAGGUCUAAGGGUCGUGGACGGAUCCAUCAUGCCGGUGAUAAUGAGCGGGAACCCGAAUGCGCCGAUUAUUAUGAUCGGCGAGAAAGGCAGCGAUAUGAUCAAGGAAGAUUGGCGGGUUAAGAGUAAACAAGUCGGUAGAUGACAGUGGUGAUGUUUAGGUGGACUAAAACACUUUUAAUAUGAAAGUGGAACUAGUUUUAGGCAAGAAUCUUAUUUUUAUUAUUUAAAUCAGAUUUAUGUAAAUAGAUAGAAAACAAAAUCUUGCUCAGUUUGACAUGUGCCUUCAAAUCCUAGUCUAGAGUUAUUUUUCCGUGUGUUUGUAUUUAAUAUUAUUUGUGAAAUACCAAAGAAGCUCAUGUACAGUUUGUAAUCUGUAAUUUUUUAUUACUUUUUGGGGAGAGUUGUAGAUUGUCCAUUUAAUUUCUGUUAUCCCUGAAGUUAACGUCGAUAACUAUUUUUUUGGGGUUCUUUUUUCCCCUAGGGAUUUAAAACUUCUUUUACGAACUUUUCUAACUUGAAACCUUUGAAAGAAUUGUUUUCCUCUUUUCGAUUUCGUGAAAAAAAAUUGUUUUCGACGCCGAAAGUCGACGACAACUUCAGGGGUCCUAAUUUUUGAAACCCCUGAAAACUUAGCGACGAAAUUCAGUCUUGAAAACUACUUUUGGGGUUCUUUUUUCCCCUAGGGAUUUAAAACAUUUUUUCGUAGCAUUUUUGUAACUUGAAACCUUUGAAAAAAUUGUUCGAUUUCAUGAAACGAAACGUUUUUCGACGCCCAGCGUCAAAAACUAAUAUUUGGAGUUUUUAGAGACAAAAAUAUCACUAAUUUCACUUCUUUCCUUUAGAUAGAGAGCUCAAAAAUAUUUUCUUCGUAUUUUUUAAUCUAAAAUCAACGAAAAAAAUUGUAAAAUUCUUUCCAUUUCGUGAAAAAAAGACUUUUUGUCGCCUAGCAUCGAAGCCAACUUCAAGGGUCUUAAUUUUUUAUGUCUCUGAAGUUAGCGUCGACGCUUAGCGUCUAAACUAUUAUUAUUCAAAGUUCAUAGUUCAUUUUUUAACCUAAAAUCUGCCAAAAAAAUUGAUUCUCUCAAUUCAGCAAAUAAAUAUGUUUUGUUUGCCAACUUCAGAGACGAAAAAUUACUUAAACAAAAAUGGUAAAUUUUACUCCGGACAUAGUAAAAAUUAAAAUUCUAAAAUUCGCAAAAAUUCCUAACACGAUUUCACUAUAAAAGUAGUAAAAGUUACAUUUUUUUUUCUAUUAAAAUAAAACUUUUCAUUUUCCGGACUAAAAUUAACGACAUAAUAAAUUACUCUCACAGAAUUCUAAUUAACUUGGGAAUAAGUAGGUAAUAUUAUUAAAUUAAACUUUUAAGCAAAUUUUAAUUAACUUCUUCAAUAAACUUUAUUACUCGACAGUAAAAAUGUCUGCGAAUGUUAUAUUUUAAUUAAGUUGAGUAUAAAAAAUAAGAAUAGCGAAAAUAUCUAGAAAAGUACAAGAAUAUUUUUUAUAACCAAAUCUACGAUUGACAAAAUGUUAUCGACAUAAUUUAACUGAAUAAAUUUUUUAUCAAAACGAAAAAAA
This is a messenger RNA of Leptopilina heterotoma, 3640 nucleotides long. RefSeq names its product glucose dehydrogenase [FAD, quinone]. Lineage: Eukaryota; Metazoa; Arthropoda; Insecta; Hymenoptera; Figitidae. The record is from RefSeq and is a predicted model, not a curated record. The transcript has 4 exons. Bases 344 to 2206 code for a protein of 620 amino acids. Gene Ontology annotation, molecular function: flavin adenine dinucleotide binding; oxidoreductase activity, acting on CH-OH group of donors.